Molecule: messenger RNA, 1377 nt
Organism: Parnassius mnemosyne (clouded apollo)
Lineage: Eukaryota; Metazoa; Arthropoda; Insecta; Lepidoptera; Papilionidae
Source: the annotation of a GenBank genome assembly
AUGAACGAGUGGUUGCGAAUGACUGACAUGACGUCUGAUAGUGAUGAUGACUUAGACAUUGACGACAACGGUUGCCUCAUUCCAACUGUUCAAGAACGUAACGCUGCAACUGAACCCGCUUGUGAUAGUGACUUGACACAAUUUCAAGCGGAAGUGUUACGGAGGGAGGAUGACGCUAAUGACCAAGCUAUACGAGACAUCAUUCCCGACGACUGUUACACUUUCGUUUGGAGUAAGAAUAGGGAAACUAAUAGGAAUGCGGAGCAAAAGAUUGCUUUGCUGCGAGAGCAAAACAUGCUAGCUCCGCAUUCCCAAUUUAACCGUUGGUCUCCCACAGACAGGGACGAAAUUGUAAGUUUUUUAGCAAUAAUUAUUUUACAAGGUCUCUACCCCUUACCGGAGGAAGAGGUCUAUUUCACAUUUAAUGGCUUUGGUACAAUGGCAUAUUUUGCUAAAAUUAUGUCUUACAACCGUUUUUUAUUGCUAAAAACCUUUCUCCAUUUCGUCGACAGUCAGACUUGUCAGGACACGACUAGACUUUGUAAAAUACGACCCGUGAUUGACUUCUUUAAUGAUAAAUUUUCCACCAUAUAUAUGCCUUCACAAGAGAUAGCCAUUGAUGAAUCUCUUCUUAAGUGGCACGGGAGGUUGAAUUUCGCACAAAAGAUUUCGUCAAAUGCGGCACAAGUUGGAGUCAAGACUUACGUGCUUUGCGAAUCUUCUAGUGGCUAUCUCUGGAAGUUUUUUGUAUACGCUGGGAAAGAUAAAACAAACACUACUACUGACAGCACUGACGGACAGGCUACACAGACUAAUGACAGACCAGUCAGGGACGAGGCCAUUGACAGAUUUGCUGAUGACGAGACAAAUGACAUAGCUAAUAAUGACGGAGCGAUUGUUGCAUCGACUGACAGAGUUAUGACUAGUGAAAGCGGAGACCGCCCCACGAGUGCUACGGCAAAAAUUGUUUACGACUUGAUCGAGCCGCUGCUUCACCGGGGGCAUACUGUAAUAAUGGAUAAUUUUUAUAAUAGUCCAUUAUUAUUGCGGAGCCUAAAAAAACAAAAGACAGACUGUUAUGGAACAUUCAGACUGAACCGGGAAUUCGUGCCUGAUUAUGUCAAGACUUUGACAAAAACAGAUCUUCGACAAGGUGAAGUAGUGGCCACGUACUGUUCCGAUUUAGCAAUUCUGGUAUGGCGAGACGCUAACAUAGUUAGCAUGAUCUCUACAUACCAUAAUCUCCAAGUCGGAACACAGGACAAGGUCGAAAAACACUGGAUGUGUCCUAAAAAGACCAGGACAAUUUGGAAAUGCGAGGAAUGUGAUGUCAACCUUUGCAUUGAGGGGUGUUUUAAGGCAUAUCACAAGCCUUAG